Rhincodon typus (whale shark) is the source of this 2639-nucleotide messenger RNA. RefSeq names its product vav 2 guanine nucleotide exchange factor (gene vav2). The coding region runs from base 206 to 2563 and encodes 785 amino acids. Lineage: Eukaryota; Metazoa; Chordata; Chondrichthyes; Orectolobiformes; Rhincodontidae. The transcript has 26 exons. The record is from RefSeq and is a predicted model, not a curated record. Gene Ontology annotation, cellular component: cytoplasm. Gene Ontology annotation, molecular function: protein binding; guanyl-nucleotide exchange factor activity. Gene Ontology annotation, biological process: intracellular signal transduction; cell migration; regulation of GTPase activity.
UAGGGCUCAGGGAAAUGGCGGGGGGACUAGGAACCUGUUGGUUUUGCAGUCUACUAGCACAGAGACGAUGGGCUGAGUGGCCUGUUCCCGUGGAACCAUUCUGUUGUGUUUUAAUCACGGUGAGGCGGGGAUGAGGAUAUUGAACGGCGCUUGAAACGAGUACGUGGCCAAGCCGGAACUCUACCUGAUCCCGCCUGACUGCAGGAUGGAGGAGUGGAGGCAGUGUGGCCGCUGGCUCAUUGAUUCCAAGGUAUUACCCCCAAAUCACCGUGUAGUGUGGCCAGCGGCUCAGGUCUUUGACUUGGCGCAGGCUCUGAGGGAUGGGGUACUGCUGUGUCAACUUCUGCACAACCUGAGCCCUGGUUCCAUUGAACUGAAGGACAUCAAUUUCAGACCACAGAUGUCACAGUUUUUGUGCCUGAAGAACAUCCGGACAUUCCUGAAAGUUUGUCACGAUAAGUUUGGCAUGAGGAACAGUGAACUCUUCGACCCGUUUGACCUGUUUGAUGUGAGGGACUUUGGGAAGGUUAUCUCCGCGAUCUCCAAAAUCUCCCAUCAUGCUGCUAUCCAGUGCAAAGGCAUCAGGCCUUUUCCUUCAGAGGAGACUGCAGUGGAUGAUGAUGUUUAUCGCAGCCUGGAGGAACUGGCAGAUGAACAUGACGUGGGAGAUGAUAUCUACGACUGUGUCCCAUGUGAGGACGAUGGUGAUGAUAUCUACGAGGACAUCAUCAAAGUGGAAGUUCGGCAACCCAUGAAGUUGGGGAUGACCGAGGAUGAUAAAAGGAACUGCUGCCUACUCGAGAUCCAAGAAACUGAGGCCAAGUAUUACAAAACCCUCGAAGACAUUGAGAAAAAUUACAUGAUCCCUUUAAAGGCUAUCCUCACUCCCCAGGAAAUGGAGGCUAUAUUCAUCAACCUUGAGGAAUUAAUUUGGGUGCAUUACAAUUUAUUGAGAGCCAUUGAUUUGGCAGCAAUCUCAGGAGGGAACACACUCUACAAAGUCUUCCUGGAUUUCAAAGAACGGCUGUUGAUUUAUGGCAAAUAUUGCAGUCAGAUGGAAAAUUCCCAAAAGACAUUGGAUCAACUCCUGUCUUCCCGAGAGGAAAUCCGGAGUAAAAUUGAGGAGUGCACCCUGAAAGUUCAGGAUGGGAAGUUUAAGCUGCAAGAUCUGCUGGUGGUGCCUAUGCAGCGAGUGUUGAAGUAUCACCUCUUACUGAAGGAGCUGCUCAGCCACUCGAGUGACCGUCCAGAGAAGCAGCAGCUGAAGGAAGCAUUAGAGGCGAUGCAGGAUCUGGCAAUGUACAUCAACGAAGUUAAGAGGGAUAACGAGACCCUGAAGAAGAUCUCAGAAUUCCAGUGCUCAAUAGAGAAUCUGCACACAUCUUUGACAAAUUAUGGGAGACCAAAGAUUGAUGGUGAAUUAAAACUCUGCUCCAUAGUUAACCGAACAAAACAGGAUCGAUACUUGUUUCUGUUUGAUAAGGCAGUGAUUGUGUGUAAGAGGAAAGGGUACAACUAUGAGCUAAAAGAGACGAUUGAUCUACAGGCUCAUAAAGUAACUGAUGACCCAAUGAACAACAAGGACUUGCGAAAGUGGUCCUACGCCUUCUAUUUAAUUCACCUUCAGGGGAAGCAGGGCUUCCAGCUGUUCUGUAAAACGGAGGAGAUGAAGAGGAAGUGGAUGGAGCAGUUUGAAAUGGCAAUGUCAAACAUUAAACCCGAGAAAGCAACAGCAAAUUACCACAACUUCCAAAUGACGACUUUUGAUAAAUUCACCAACUGCAAGGCAUGUCGAAUGUUGCUGAGAGGGAUCUUUUUCCAGGGCUACCUUUGUUCCAACUGUGGUGCUGGAGCCCACAAAGAAUGCCUGGAGACAGCAGCACAAUGCAAGCUCAAUUUAGCAGCGGAUGAUUUGGACGGAGGACAGCCAGUGGCAGCAGGUCCCAGAAUGCUGGCAAUUCGUACAUUCCAGGGAACACCUCCACCCCCUGUGGGGAAACCAGUUCUCAGCUUCCAGACUGGAGAAGUCAUCGAACUGCUGAAGGGAGAUCCGGACUCACCAUGGUGGGAGGGAAAGGUCAUUCAAACCAAGCGGUCUGGUUGGUUCCCAGGCUCCUAUGUGAAGCCUUGUCCGGUGGACUCACGGCAUUUUAUUAAACCACCUUCAAAAGAACCUGACUACAGCAUCUACCCAUGGUUUGCGGGUAACCUGGAGCGAGGGCAGGCUGACAAUCUCCUAAAAGCUCACAUUUCUGGGACAUAUCUUAUCCGUGAGCGGACAGCAGAGGCUGAAAGAUUUGCAAUUAGUAUUAGGUUUAAUGAUGAGGUGAAGCACAUUAAGGUUGUUGAGAAGGACAAUUGGAUCCACAUCACUGAGGCUAAGAAGUUUGAGAGUCUCCUGGAGCUGGUAGAGUAUUACCAGACCCACUCUCUGAAAGAGAGCUUCAAACAACUAGACACAGCUUUACGUUUUCCAUACAAGCAGCGAGACAAGGCAGUUCAGCGUUCAAAUUCUCGGACUUCAGGUAACUGUCUCUGUGCAAUUGAGCCUGUUAACCAGUGAAUGGGGGUAUACAAUGUGACGGGGUAAGAAGGGGUAAAUAAAUAAUAGGAGGGAUGGUUAAUGACAUGCAGGGAAU